Messenger RNA from Pochonia chlamydosporia 170, 1350 nucleotides. Its product is annotated as thiamine-repressible mitochondrial transport protein THI74. Gene Ontology annotation, cellular component: membrane. Gene Ontology annotation, biological process: regulation of peptide transport. Lineage: Eukaryota; Fungi; Ascomycota; Sordariomycetes; Hypocreales; Clavicipitaceae. The transcript is spliced from 4 exons. Bases 1 to 1350 code for a protein of 449 amino acids. The record is from RefSeq and is a predicted model, not a curated record.
AUGACGACUUCAAACCUACGACACGCCGGCGAAGAUGCCUUUGCUAGCUCUGCCGAUGCGACCGAUGCAAAUCAUCGGCGGGUAUCCGCCCCCGGAGAACGCGAAGAUGCCGUUGAAUUGACGGCGUCGACGGCUUCGCUGGCCGCCCCGUCACUAUUGCCAACGAAACGCACCGGCUUUUGGGCUAGCAUGGGGUUGGGAGGCGUGGCGAGACGGACAUUGGGAAUCUGCUUGUUGCUGUUGACGGUGUUCCUAUGGACCUUGUCAAACUUUCUAGCCAGCUUCAUCUUUUCCGACCACACAUACGACAAGCCAUUCUUUCUCGUCUACGUCAAUACCUCCGUCUUUGCGAUUUCGCUGGUGCCCAUGUUUGUGAAAUACCUGCUCAGCCAUGGCCUGCGCGGCCUACGCAAUGACUUGGUUCAAAUGUGGACGGAGCAGAGGCAGCAGGGCUCAUAUACCAAGGCGGCGACCGAAGACGACCUCGACGGGGAGACCCUCAUGGUGGACAACGAGGCGGCAGUGGAAGCUGUCGUGCAACCCGGCGACGAGAGGCUCACGUUUCGCGAAACCGCCAUCCUCAGCUUGGAGUUUUGCAUGCUCUGGUUCUUUGCCAACUACUUUGCAUCGGCCUGCUUGGAGUACACUAGCGUGGCGAGCGUUACGAUCCUCACUUCCACAAGCAGCGUGUGGACGUUGGUGUUUUGCGCACUGUUCCGGGUCGAGCCCUUUUCGGUGCGCAAGCUGAUUGGCGUCAUGGCCUCCCUCAUCGGCAUCGUCUUGAUCUCGACUGUCGACUUGUCGGGGGAGAGCGACGAGAACCGGGGGUCGUUCCCGCACAAGACACCCGGGCAGAUUGCCAUUGGUGACUCGAUGGCUUUUUUCAGCGCCGUGGUCUACGGCAUGUACGUUACGGUGAUGAAGAGACGGGUGGGCAAUGAGGACAAGGUAGACAUGCGGUUAUUCUUUGGAUUGGUUGGCGUGUUUAAUUUGGCGCUGCUGUGGCCGCUGUUUUUCAUUUUGCAUUGGACGAAUAUUGAACCGUUUGAAAUGCCUCCUACCGGCAAGAUUUGGACAAUCAUCAUCGUUAAUUCGUUGGCAUCCUUUGUCAGCGACAUUUCUUGGGCGUUUGCUAUGCUCCUAACCACCCCGCUGGUCGUGACGGUUGGGCUUUCUCUUACGAUUCCUCUGUCCCUGGUGGGGGAAAUGAUACAAUACGGACAAUACUCGAGCUUUGUGUAUUGGAUUGGCGCAGCCGUUGUGUUUGUGUCAUUUGUCUUUAUAAACAACGAGAGCCGGGAGGAGGGGGACACAAGGGAACAAGGCCCCCAAGAACAGGGAAGUGUAUAG